ACCUCGUUUGCGAGCAAGUGGCCCACACGUGCUGUUUCGCAGCAGAACGUUUAUCAAGCGAUGCUUCUCGAUUUUGCCUGGGACACUCUGGGGAGUUUACUUAGCGUAUUUGGCUAUGGCUUUGAACCGCUGCUUAAUUUCCUCGGCAUUUUGGAAUCAAUCUUUCGACUGGUCAACUUGCCCACGGAUCUGGCCGUCGACACGCGCAUCCUCUAUGGCCAUUAUGACUACGUGAUCGUAGGCGGAGGCUCGGCGGGAUGCGUACUAGCCAAUCGCCUGUCGGCCGACCCAACCAGAACGGUGCUGUUGAUCGAGGCCGGAGGUAUGGAGGACGCUUUCGCGCAGGUUCCACUGUUCGCACCGCUGCUCAUCGGGGACAGGUUCGACUGGAAAUACUUGCCUGAGCCGCAGGAGCACGCCUGCCUUUCUAUGAAGGAUCAGAGGUGUCCGUGGGCACGCGGAAAAGCCUUGGGAGGCUCGAGCGCCAUAAACUUCAUGUUUUAUGUUCGCGGGAACCGGCGUGACUACGACAUUUGGAGGGACGAGUUCGGAGCGUACGGUUGGUCUUACGACGACGUGUUGCCUCACUUCAAGAACAUUGAAACAUCGAGAGUUCCAGGCCAUGAAGAGUUGUAUCGUGGCACUACCGGAGAAAUACCCGUGGUGUAUGCUAAUACGCAUACUCGUCUGAGCCAAGUGUUCUUGGAAGCAUGCAAGGAAAGUGGCUACCCCAUCAUUGACUACAACGGAAGGUCACAGGCGGGGUGCUCCAGACUGCAAGCCAAUAUGCUCCGUGGUGAGCGCUGCAGCGCUAGCAAAUGUUUCAUCACUCCUAUACUACACAGGAAAAAUUUGCACAUUUCGCUACACAGCCAUGCUACAAAGGUGCUUUUUGAUGGAAAGCAUGCCACCGGAAUACGUUUUGCCAAUCACGGUAGGGAGUACCAAGUUAACGCUACUCGCGAGGUCGUCAUCUCGGCCGGAGCCAUCGGUUCUCCUCAGUUGCUCUUGCUGUCAGGCAUCGGCCCUCGCCAGGACCUGGAGAAGCUGAAGAUUCCUGUCGUCGCUGAUCUACCGGUGGGCGAAAACCUUCAGGAUCAUAUGCACGUCGACGGCAUCGCUGGCACGCUUCGUUGGCCAACAGGCAUUAACCUUUUCAGGCUUUCGACAGUGACUAACUACGCGACCACGCGGUCAGGUCCAUUUUCCAUCCCUGGAUCCGUUGAAGCUCUUGCGUUUGUUAGUACGUCGUUCGUGAAUGAAUCGCUGGAAUUCCCGGAUGCAGAGAUCGCCUUGCAGUCGCUGCCUUCCUCAGCACUACCUCUGGAAUGCUACCUGUCAAGCAUGGCUCUUCGGAAAGAUGUUUAUGACCAAUAUUAUUUGCCCAAUCGAGGACGGCACGGAUUUGCUUUGGCUCCUGUAAUGAACAGGCCGAAGUCUCGUGGUUACGUGAAACUGAGGACAGCUAACCCGUUUGACCAUCCCAUCAUCGACCCAAAAUACUUAACCCAUCCUGACGACGUUAAAGCGGCAGUUGAAGCGGCCAAGAUUGCGCUGCGCCUCAUGAAGAGCGAUGCCAUGCAGGCCGUGGGAGCGAAACCUUGGAACAUCCCUCUUAAAUCGUGUCUCUCUGAAGGCGAAAAGUGGAGCGAUCCCUACUUGACCUGCCUUGUACGACACUUGGCUCACACCACGUGGCACGCUUGCAGCACGUGUCCCAUGGGCUUGGAUCAAAGAGCCGUGGUGGACCCCGAGCUCAGGGUGCGGAGUUUGAAGAACCUGCGCGUCGUGGACGCAUCUGUCAUGCCAACCAUUGUAACUGGAAAUCUCAACGCGCCUACCAUGAUGAUUGCCGACAAAGCAGCGGCCAUCAUUCUUCAAGAUAAUUCGUAGUUCACAUUACUGGCCUAUGAAACACAAGCUAGGUUCUUUCUCUCAUCGUUGGGGCUACGUUGACAAAGCGAAGUAAAAAUACUGAGCUGCUAG
Rhipicephalus sanguineus (brown dog tick) is the source of this 1986-nucleotide messenger RNA. RefSeq names its product 4-pyridoxate dehydrogenase. The record is from RefSeq and is a predicted model, not a curated record. Gene Ontology annotation, molecular function: oxidoreductase activity, acting on CH-OH group of donors; flavin adenine dinucleotide binding. Lineage: Eukaryota; Metazoa; Arthropoda; Arachnida; Ixodida; Ixodidae. The coding region runs from base 61 to 1893 and encodes 610 amino acids. The transcript has 11 exons.